AUGUACAAAUCCAGAACGACAAAUGAAUGGAUUUUCGGUGGGCUGAUGGCGGCCCAGGCGGUCAUAGUUCUGGCCCUUGAAAUCUUUAUCCUCGUGGAAUGGCAACUGUGGAUGCUACCAAAAGCCAUUCAAAUUACUCCCUCAUACACCGUCCCCAUUGAAGCAGCAAUCAUAUGGUUCGCUUGUAUCUAUGAGUUCUCGCUCUCCCUCGAUGCCAUGCGUCAUAAGAACAACCUCCUGCUGUUCGCCAUCUGCGUGUGUAAUGUUUUUCUCGUGGCCUUCGGAGCCAUGCAAUAUCCAUCUAUGAAGGACUUCUGCAAAACCAUGCCGGAGCAGCGGGCCAUGUACGAUGAACCGCUGGUCGACAUCACGAGGAACAUCUGGCCACAAAUUCGGGGCCCACAACUUGCUGUUCCGAUUUUUGUUGGCAUCUUCACCCUUGCAAUCUGGUGGUUUGCCUUUCAAUUGCACAAACAGUAUGCCUGGUCGAUCUACCGGAGUGUACAAGGUGAUACGCGCGCAAAAGCUCGACAUUUUGCGUACGAAGUUUACGUGGUUUUGGUCAAACUAGACGCUUUCUUCGUCAUCUGCUUCAUUUUAGAAUAUGGCUUGAUUGAUGUGCACUUCAUCGAGCCCGAAUUUGGAUUGACCAUGUCAAUUCCACCCGUCCUAACAUUGAUACUUAUUAUGGGGGUAUACAUCAUCCGCAAGGAGCACAAGCCACUCAUGCUCUUAGUCAUUGCCUGCAAUUUGGGCCUAAUCGCAUACCUGAUAUCCCGGAUCGUUGUCCUUUACGGAAAAAGUCUCCUCGCCUUCACACCAUCGAAAGGCAAAAUGCUACUUUUUGGAUUUGCAUCAUUGGUGUUGACUUUCCUCUCUCUUGGGAGUGGGAUGCAGUGCUUUAUGAACUUUGGCUAUGGACUGAAGCAUAUUCUGGCUGGCAAAGCUCAUUCGGUUCGUACGUCCUAUGAUUUCCACACCAUCUCUAGCCACACCCAUGCCGGAUGA
This is a messenger RNA of Penicillium expansum, 1008 nucleotides long. RefSeq lists its product as uncharacterized. The transcript has 4 exons. The record is from RefSeq and is a predicted model, not a curated record. The coding region runs from base 1 to 1008 and encodes 335 amino acids. NCBI's taxonomy places the organism in Eukaryota, Fungi, Ascomycota, Eurotiomycetes, Eurotiales, Aspergillaceae. Gene Ontology annotation, cellular component: Golgi apparatus.